Molecule: messenger RNA, 1938 nt
Organism: Gossypium arboreum
Lineage: Eukaryota; Viridiplantae; Streptophyta; Magnoliopsida; Malvales; Malvaceae
Product: protein HOTHEAD-like
Exons: 4
Coding region: 38-1708 (556 amino acids)
Molecular function (GO): oxidoreductase activity, acting on CH-OH group of donors; flavin adenine dinucleotide binding
Source: RefSeq, a predicted model, not a curated record
AAAUCAUAAAUAUAUAUAUAUAUAUAUAUAUAUAUCUAUGGGUUUGAAGUACUCACGGAGGUUUCUUGCACUUGUUUUUAUAGUUGUAUUUGCUAACUUCCAUGGCCUCAAUUAUGCAGAGAAAGCUCCAAAAUAUAGUUUUAUCCAAGAAGCAACCUCAGCACCAGAAGUCUCAUUCUACGACUACAUAGUCAUCGGCGGAGGGACGGCCGGUUGUCCAUUGGCGGCAACAUUGUCGACACGAGAUGCAAAAGUUUUAGUCUUGGAAAGAGGGGGAUCGCCCUACACCAACACCACCAAGAUUAGGAUGGAAAACUUCAUCUCCACUCUAACCGACGACUCUCCCAACUCAAUCUCUCAAUCAUUCAUAUCGGAGGACAGAGUUCCCGGCAACCGAGCACGCGUUCUUGGCGGCGGAACAGUCAUUAAUGGAGGGUUUUACUCGCGUGCCGAGACACUCUUCCUAAAAGAAGCAGGUAUAGAUGAAGCAUUAGCAAAUGAGUCUUACGAGUGGGUUGAAAAGAAGAUAGUGUACAAGCCGCGUGCGUUUCAAUGGCAAACCGCUGUGAGAAAUGGGUUGCUUGAAGUUGGGGUUCUGCCCGAUAAUGGAUUUACGUUUGCUCAUCUAAAUGGGACUAAAACUAGUGGAACCCUUUUUGAUAAAAAUGGGAAUCGACAUACUGCCGCUGAUUUGCUUGAGUAUGCUAAUCCAACCAUGAUUAAGGUUUACUUGCAUGCUGUUGUGCACAAGAUCACAUUUACCACUAAAGAUGGACAGAGACCAAAAGCUGAUGGGGUUAUAUUUUACGAUGCAAAUGGAGGAAGGCACAUUGCAUACUCGAAACAUGAGUCGAACAAUCGCAGUGAGAUCAUAUUGUCGGCAGGUGCGAUUGGCAGUCCACAAUUGCUAAUGCUGAGCGGCAUUGGUCCCGCUGCUAGGCUUCGGUCACUGGGCAUCAAAGUGGUGUUAGACCAGCCUAUGGUAGGCCGAGAGAUGGCUGAUAAACCAUCAAACGGUCUUUUAAUUCCUUACCCAACGCACAUCCCUCUCUCCCUAAUUACAGUUGUGGGCAUCAACAAAACCAGUAACUACUUUGAAUCCUUCAACGGCUUUGAUCUUUCUGACCUUUCUGGUUCCGGUGGCGCUCAGCCACAAAGCUCCAACCCAUCACAAGAAGCAAUGGCCAAUUCAACUACAAAUCAAGCGUUUCUCGUACAGACCAUCUUCGGUCCAAUCUCAAAGGGUUAUCUUGAGCUUCAAAACACAAAUGUAAGUGACAACCCUAAGCUAAGGUUCAACUACUUCCAGGCAGCAGUGGACUUAAGGAGGUGCGUCAGUGGCAUGCAAACCAUCAUCAACGUCGUAAAUUCCGAUUCGUUGUCCAGACUUCGUUUUAGAAACAUGACAACACAAGAUCUUAUAAAUAUGACGGUGAACAGGGCAGCGAACCUGAGACCAAGAAAUCCCAAUGCGACAACUUCCUUGGAACAAUAUUGCAUAGACACUGUGAUGACGUUUUGGCAUUACCAUGGAGGGUGCCAAAUUAGGAAGGUUGUUGAUAGGGAUUACAAGGUCCUUGGAUUGGAUCAACUCAGGGUUAUAGAUGCCUCUACCUUUAGUUUCUCCCCGGGGACUAAUCCUCAGGCCACAAUUAUGAUGCUUGGAAGAAGCAUGGGACGAAGGAUUCUGCAAAGUCGAAGAAGAUGAUCUAAUCUGGCAUGAAAAUUUGGAGUUAGGGAAAAAUAAGUGGAAUAAAGGAAACAUUAUAUAUACUUAAUUAAGUCCACAGCCUACUAUACAUAUUGGGCUUCUUUUUCUUUUUUUUUUUUACUGUUUACUGUGCUUAAUAAAGAGGAGAUGAAAACCUCGGUAAUAAGUUUGGGUACCAAUUUCAGUCUAAAAGAAACUAAAAGCAAAUGAGAUUACUCAAUUUAGUC